AUGCAUUCUUUCAACAUUGUUCAGAUCAGCGCUCUUCUUGGGCUCUUGGUAGGAACAGCUACCGCUGUCACAGGCAAGGUAGCAAUCCCUGUUGGAGCCAAGAUUGUAGAGAAGCAACCUAUCGAGGUUUUUUGCGAUGGACCCAAUGGACCAUCCACAUCCAUCACCACUGCCACAAGGACCUUGACCCAUCCCCCUGGUUCAGCAAUCACAGAUGGACCAAUCGUGAUCAACGGCCCUAUUGAUUUUAGUCUCAUUGGGCACUUCCCGGGGGAUUUGGCCCUGGGCCAUUACCCCUGCAGACAAUGCGCUAGAACCACGAUCACGAGUGACAUUGCCGCCUGUCAGACUCGGCUGCCAGGAGUUAAUGGGGGUGUUCCCACUGUUGUGUUUGUUGUCCCCCAUUGCGAAGCAUGCGAGACUCAUACGACUACGGGCCCCGUACCUUACGUGACUCGAGUUUCUGCAACUGGAGGCGCUGAAAAGGACACCAUCAUUAUUUGUGAAGAAGCAGCAACUACUGGCUCUGUCAAGGUUCCCAGUUCUGGUCUUGAACAUUACAUUCCUGGACCGAAGAAUUCCAAGGGCUUUGCUUCUGAACCCAGCCCCUCUUCUGAAUCCAGUACCUCUUCCAAAACCGGUGCCUCAUCUAAGCCCGGUGCCUCUUCUAGACCCGGUACCUCUUCUGAACCAGGUGCUUCUUCUAAACCAGGUGCCUCUUCUGAACCCGGUGCCUCUUCCAGGGUCAAUAGUUAUGGAAUCAACAUCAGCUCUAACAGCUCGGCACCCGGGGGUCCAGGCUCCGGUAUGCCCCAGUCCGGCACCUCUCACACGGACGCUGACAAGGCUGCAAUUUAUUUCGUUGGCUUCAUGGCAAUGUUUGCUGGCUGGGUUUAA
This is a messenger RNA of Clonostachys rhizophaga, 897 nucleotides long. The record is from the annotation of a GenBank genome assembly. Lineage: Eukaryota; Fungi; Ascomycota; Sordariomycetes; Hypocreales; Bionectriaceae.